Molecule: messenger RNA, 1607 nt
Organism: Pecten maximus
Lineage: Eukaryota; Metazoa; Mollusca; Bivalvia; Pectinida; Pectinidae
Product: breast cancer type 1 susceptibility protein homolog
Exons: 3
Coding region: 1203-1433 (76 amino acids)
Biological process (GO): negative regulation of fatty acid biosynthetic process; positive regulation of transcription by RNA polymerase II; double-strand break repair via homologous recombination
Cellular component (GO): plasma membrane; BRCA1-BARD1 complex; BRCA1-A complex
Molecular function (GO): ubiquitin-protein transferase activity
Source: RefSeq, a predicted model, not a curated record
AUUGUAAUGUAUAAUAUUUAAAUAUAUUCAAAGAAGAAGAAUAUAUAUGUCAAUUUAGAUCCUAAAUAUGAAACUUAAGAAGGAUAUUAUGUUUUAUCAAUAUUCAGAUUUCCAAGAAAGGUGAACUGCGACUUUUUGUAAUUUUUGUUGCAAUCUUAUUAGUUUUCAAUCUUGGUACUUGGCCCAGGAGAUAGGAAUACAAUCUACUGUAUACGGGGAUACUUUCGCCUCCAUGUAAUUUUCGCCCUCUCACCACGAGGGCGAAAAUAAAGCCUGGGCGAACAUUUGACGAUCAAGUAGAAUUAUAUAACAGGAAUUAAAGCAUCUGAGGGCGAAUUUAACACUAGGCUAAAACAGAUAUAUUUAUGCCAGGGCGAAAGUUACCCCAUAUACAGUAUCUUCAAUGGCAUUCUGUCUCCCAUUUGACAUAACAUAUUUAUCCUGCAAAAUGCCCAGGGGGCCAACAUGUAAAAUCUCUAAGGGGUGGGCUUAUUAACUAUGAUUAUUAACUAGUUUUUUGUUAAUAUUUUGCCCUUGUUUAAUCGAUUUUGAGUUUGAAUUACGAUUUUGUCACAGCGUCAGUAUUUUACAUUAUAUGAGAUAUAUCAUUUGGUGGGCUUAUUUAUAGCAGGCAUGGGCAUGUUGUCAGAUAAAUAUGGUAAUUUCAUAUGAUCUUAAUUUUGCAUUCUGAUCAUCAGUUUUUGGUUUUAUACUAAAUUUGUAACUGAACAUUUGAAACAUUGCUAUAAUGACAUAUUUUGCAAUGGUUAUGAUUUUGUUGUAGUGAAGACUUUAGUAAAAGGUACAGAUUUUGAGAAAAAGUUGUAAAAUCUUAUUACUAUAUACUGUAACCACUAGUGCAUAGAAUUUAAGAGAGAUUAUUAAUAAAUCAGGUGACUUUUUUGGUCUGCAAUGAGCCACUUUAAUGACCUUGUCAAAAUUCCAAUGGGGAUACAUCAUCAUUAUAUUCACAUGCAAUCCUCGAUCUUAUCCCAUAGCAGAGACUUGAUUAAAAACAAAAUUAAUUUAAUGAAGUGUCUUUUUAGCUACAUGUACAAUAUCUCUUUACAUUUGAAUACAAAUGAUAUCUAUUGCAUCAUGAUAAUGUACAUCUUCCUGUUGCUUUGCCAGAUGAAACUUUCAACUUCAAGGAACCUUCUCCAAUAUUUGCUGUCACAUCAGGGUUUGAUGUUCCUGAACCGAUGAAGAGUUGCCUGAAGAAGUUUAAGCUGGAGUUCCAGAAAAGCAUAAACAAAGAUACAACCCAUGUUGUAAUGCAUACAGUUCCAAGUGCAAGUCAAGUCUGCGACCGCAGUUUAAAAUUUUUGAUUGGAAUCUCAAAAGGGCUUUGGGUGGUUAACGAUGGGUGGUUGACUGACAGCGUGAAGGCCAACAGGAUCAUGCUAGAGGUAAUUAAUUUACGUAUACUCUAGCAUUGACAAGUAGCCAAAUUGAAUAUAAAAGAAAUGUACAAAUUGUACAUGUAUACCUAAUAUAAAGACCAAUUAUGGAAAAGCUAGAGUGCUAUCCCCACCACAUAGUUAACAUAAUUGCUGGAGUAGGUGCAUGGAAAUGCAUGUAAAGUAUACAUCAAGUUUUAUGACAUC